Molecule: messenger RNA, 1994 nt
Organism: Synchiropus splendidus (mandarinfish)
Lineage: Eukaryota; Metazoa; Chordata; Actinopteri; Syngnathiformes; Callionymidae
Gene: capzb
Product: capping actin protein of muscle Z-line subunit beta
Exons: 9
Coding region: 216-1034 (272 amino acids)
Biological process (GO): barbed-end actin filament capping; negative regulation of filopodium assembly; regulation of lamellipodium assembly
Cellular component (GO): cytoplasm; F-actin capping protein complex
Molecular function (GO): actin filament binding
Source: RefSeq, a predicted model, not a curated record
GGGGCCUGCGCGACUGCAGCCUCCUUCCUGUAGCCCGAUUGAGGAAGUGAAUUCCGCUGACAGGGCUGGGUUCACUGAGGGAGAGGCGAACAAAACAUCUUCCGCGGGGGACUGCUAAAACAGCUACAGACAGAAGGAGGGUAUAACCCGUGAAGUCGAAAGCGCAGUGUCAUCGGUGAUAUCGACCUCCCUGUGCCCGCAGACACACCGCAGACAUGAGUGAACAGCAACUGGACUGUGCCCUCGACCUGAUGAGGCGCCUGCCUCCGCAGCAGAUCGAGAAGAACCUCAGUGACCUCAUUGAUCUGGUGCCGAGUCUGUGUGAGGACCUCCUGUCCUCGGUGGACCAGCCCCUGAAAAUCGCCAGAGACAAGGUGGUGGGAAAAGACUAUCUGCUGUGUGAUUACAACCGAGAUGGUGACUCCUACAGGUCCCCGUGGAGUAACAAGUAUGAUCCUCCCAUUGAAGAUGGCGCCAUGCCUUCAGUCGGCCUGAGGAAACUGGAGGUUGAAGCCAAUAACGCCUUUGACCAGUACAGAGACCUGUACUUUGAGGGUGGAGUGUCUUCUGUUUACCUCUGGGACUUAGAUCAUGGCUUCGCUGGAGUUAUUCUUAUUAAGAAGGCUGGGGAUGGUUCCAAGAAGAUUAAGGGUUGCUGGGACUCCAUCCAUGUGGUGGAGGUGCAGGAGAAAACCAGUGGACGCAGCGCACACUACAAACUCACCUCCACUGUCAUGUUGUGGCUCCAGACAACCAAGUCUGGGUCUGGUACUAUGAACCUGGGUGGCAGCCUGACAAGACAGAUGGAGAAAGACGAGAAUGUUGGAGAGUCCUCGCCCCACAUUGCCAACAUUGGCCGCCUUGUGGAAGACAUGGAGAACAAAAUUCGCUCCACACUUAAUGAAAUCUACUUUGGGAAGACCAAGGAUAUAGUCAACGGUCUAAGGAAUGUUCAAACUCUGGCCGAUAAGUCGAAGCAGGAGGCUCUGAAGAACGACCUGUUUCAGGCAAUCAAACGCAAACAUAAUAAUUAGAGAUGCUACUGUUUCGUUUUUUCACUCACUCUUUCCGCCAUCUUUUUGUUUCGUUACGUCUUUUCCUGUAUGCCUCCCCCUCAGUGCUGCACUCUUGUUUACAAAAACAAACACGAGAAAAUGCUCAGCUUUUCAUUUCUCUGUUGUCCUGCCCGACCCCUUCCCUGCUCUUGGUUGAUGUUUUAUGUGCAUCUCAUCCACAACGAAGCCAUUCAGUCGCUCAUGUUUUCUUCUCUGUUGACAGUUCCUCUUCUGUAAUUUAACGAUAGUAUUACGACGGUUAACGAUAAUCCAACAGUGUGAGAGUCAUUGUAGUAAUAACCCCUGAUGUUCUCUCAGCUGAUGUGUCCCAUCAGGUUUUUUUUUUUUUUUUUAAGCCCCGUUCAUCUGUUAUCCACACUGACGCGGACACAGACUAUAGGUGGCGUAGACUGGGGCUGCCAUUACUAUAUGUACGUCAAAUUAACUUCUUGCACCUAUUUUUGUGUAAAACACCCCUCUAAUUAUAUUUGUAUAAAACUAUGUGUCGGUGUAGGUUCUAUUCUUCUGGGCGCUGCAGGCACACACAGCAGCUUUUGGUUGGAUUUUUACUUGCCAUUUUUUGCUGCAUGCAUGUUGAGUGUGUGUGUGUAUGUGUGUGUGUGUGGGAGCAUGGCUCUGCAGUCUGUGGAAAUGUAGUCGUAUCAGACAUGUGGGUCUUCUCUGGGUACACCCAAAUCAUCAGCCCAAAACCCCACCCCACUCCCAUUCAUUGUGUAUAACAUGACAAUUUGUUUUCCUCUGUUAAACUCUGUUUCUUCUUCACCUUUGUCUUCGUUGGGGGUCACAGUUUGUCUUCAUGUCCAUGGAAAUGCUCAUUUCCAUUUUGGAGGGGAAUCUUUGUAAUUUGUUUUUAUUUUGUAAAGCUUAUAAUUCAUAUUGUAUUAGAGCCUCCAGCAACAAUAAAAACAUUGAAAAGCU